UCAACAAAAUCUAUAUUUUAACCCUAAAAAAUUCGAAACUUCCAAUUUCAACCCCAAUCUCACUCCUCUCUUCCCCUCUCAAUUUCUCUCAUCACCAUUGUCGUCCUACCUUACCUUGCUCUUCCGCUCAUCAACAAUACUCAUUUCUCUUCUCAAUUUCUUCCCCAAUACUCCUAACCCAGAAAAGUGUUGGAGUUUCAUGCUUAAAUCAUACUGCCGGAGUUUGGAAAGGCAUGCUUCCCAGAAUGGCAGAGGGGUACGGGCCUCACUUCAAAGAAGCGAGGUGCCCUCACUAAAGGGUGUGCCUAAGUUUCCUCUUGGGAGCAGGAGGAUGGCUUAUCUCCGUAUUCUUCUCUUUGGAAUCUUGGAAACUAUCUUUUGGAGGCAUUCGUGAAGCUUGAAUGUUGGUUGGAUUUGCGUCUGUUACUUCUUGGUUGAUCCUUCACCAGAUUCUUGAAAUAUGCUGUUCCUUUUCCUGCUGGGGGUGCGAAUUAAUCGGUACUUCUGAACGAGCAACAAUUUGCCAGGAUUAAAAGAGGAUGAGUCAGGCUGACCAAGGAAUCAGCGCUGAUAAUUUAGCUGAUGCUCCGUUGAAGCGAAAACGCGGUCGUCCCAGAAAAUAUCCGAAGCUAAGUUAUGAUGAGAAUAUUCUUAUUUCAAAGAAUAGAGGUAAGAAACAUUUGGAGGCUAUGCCUAUUUCUCCUGGUUCUGGAGUAAAUGGAAACCAAUCACAACCAGCAAUUCAAAUUCAAAAUAUAUCUGAUGGAAUGCUGGGACAAGUCGUGUCUGGUGUCAUUGAGGCAGUAUUUGAAGCUGGAUAUCUUCUGUGUGUUAGGGUUGGCAACUCUGGAAUCACUUUGAGGGGUGUGGUCUUUAAACCCGGGCAUUAUGUCCCAGUUUCGGCAGAGAACGAUGUGGCCCCGGAUAUUCAAAUGAUCAGACGAAAUAUGGUUCCUUUUGCUACAGGAAAUCAGAGUCCUGGAAAUAACCCUCUAUCCAAUAAUGGAGAGGUCCCAUCCCACGAAUCAUCAGGUGCCACACUGGGGUUUAAAUAUUCGCCUCCACAUUCGAACUGGGACGCUCCGAAAGAAAAAUCUGUAUCAUCUAUACUUGCCCAAAUUACCCCUUCCGGAAGCUCAAGAGGUAAUGUGGUUCCUGUUGUGCAACUACCUGCUAAACUAACUAAUGGACCCUUAGGUCCCUCUGAAACAUUUACACUUCAGACUGCUGAUAUUGAAUCCUCAAAAGGCAAAGAGGUUCUUAUAGGUUCUUUUACGUCAAACGAAUCAGCUCCCAACGAUGUGACAGUUGGGAUAGAAAGCUUUUCUUUCCAACCUCAAACUAGUCAGCAGGUCGUCUUACAAGAUGUUUCGGUAGAAAACACUUCUCACAACGAAUCCUUGGUAAUGGAAGUACAUGAUUCAGAAGGUAAAUCAAUGGCAUUGCCUAGCACGCCUUUCGAGAGUCUUGUGACUGAAGUGAUCAAGAGAAUUCAAGCACCCACUCUGUCAGCUGAGAUGCAGACUGAGAACAACAAACCAACUGUUACGAUAUCAGCUAAAGAAUUCGAAGUUAGUUCAGAGGUUGAAGCUAACCUCCUAGCAGAUGGAGCGUUGAUGAUUGAACCCCUAAAAGCAGUGCAGCCCCUUCAUGAAAGUUCAGAGCAUAUUCCCAAAGCUCUGGAUGACGAGUCUAGAACCGGCAAAAUGACUGAGCUGUUACAGGUUUUGCAGGAAAACAUGAUGCAAACUCCAGAUCCGUGGGGUGACGUGCACGACCCGGGUUUGAUGCUGAAGUCGGAAGAACCUGGGGAAUCAAGAAGAGAGAUUGGGGAUGAAGAAGAAGCUGGCAGCCAAAAGCAAAUGUGAGUAGCAGCAGCAUGUAUGGGCACAGUUAAUACUUUGGGUAUAGAGGGGGUGGGGUACCAUAUGGUGUAGCUGUUUUCUGGAUGCUACCCAACGUCUAAUCCUAACAUAGUGUAGUUGGAUGAUUGUCUAGUUGGAUAUUUGGAUAUGGACAACAAGUUCACAUAUGGAGAGUAAAGUAGCUAAAAGAGCCUUAAGUUAUAAGGUUUUGUUGGGCAGCUUAAUUGAAUUAAUGAAAUUUAUAAGUUUUAAUCCCGAA
Molecule: messenger RNA, 2124 nt
Organism: Cucurbita pepo subsp. pepo (vegetable marrow)
Lineage: Eukaryota; Viridiplantae; Streptophyta; Magnoliopsida; Cucurbitales; Cucurbitaceae
Source: RefSeq, a predicted model, not a curated record